AUGAUAGCUGAGGUAUGCAUCGUUGCAUGCAUACCUAUCUCCAUUUUCCUCUUCAAGCAAAUGCCUCAGCAGCCCAGCAACCUCAGUGCUGUUUCGGAUUUGAUUCCUGACCGGACGAGUAUCUCACAGCAAGACUUUGGUGGCUUCUGCUUCCGCAUUGCCAGGGCUCCGAAGGAGCGCGGACGCACCCUCAUCUCGCAAGAACAGAUGCAGGCGGGGCCCGACAAUCACCUUCCGAUGCCCUGCCUGCAUCUUGCCUGCGAGCCCUUACUGCACAUCGAUGUGCACGGCCCGGGGCCGGCUAGCGCCGAGUCCAUGCGUGCAGAGGAGGACAUGGAUGCGAGUCUGCGUGGCGCCGGCGCAGGUGGCGACACGCUUGGGAGUUCCGGAAUGGGCGCCACGCGCUAG
This is a messenger RNA of Symbiodinium sp. CCMP2592, 408 nucleotides long. The record is from the annotation of a GenBank genome assembly. Lineage: Eukaryota; Dinophyceae; Suessiales; Symbiodiniaceae.